Messenger RNA from Eublepharis macularius, 2652 nucleotides. It is a transcript of the gene FBXL20, whose product is annotated as F-box and leucine rich repeat protein 20. The record is from RefSeq and is a predicted model, not a curated record. NCBI's taxonomy places the organism in Eukaryota, Metazoa, Chordata, Lepidosauria, Squamata, Eublepharidae. Gene Ontology annotation, biological process: SCF-dependent proteasomal ubiquitin-dependent protein catabolic process. Gene Ontology annotation, cellular component: SCF ubiquitin ligase complex. Gene Ontology annotation, molecular function: protein binding. Bases 397 to 1707 code for a protein of 436 amino acids. The transcript is spliced from 15 exons.
UUGGGUUGAAGAAGAAGAAGUAGUUGUAGUUGAGGCAGGCCGGCCUCUCGGUGGCUGCUGAAGGCUUAUUACCGCUUUCCGUCUUUUUCUCUCGCCCCCUUCCCUUCCUGAGGCGAUAGGCCUACCUCAGGUGUCCCUUCGCCUCGGCAGUGCCUGGGGAAGCAGAGAAGGGAGGCGACGGACGAGCUCUUUCCUCGUCUGUUUUCUCAUCUCCUCCUAGCCUCCACCUUUCUUCCUUCCCCGCAAAGCCAAGGAAACCGUGAGGCCGGGCCCGGAGCAGGCCACCCUCUACCUCUUCAACCGCUGCUGACGCCGCCAAGGAGGAGGGGGGGCCAGGCCUGGCCCGGCUUGGCCUGGCCCGGCCUCACCCGAGCCGACCCCCGCAGGGCAUCCAUCAUGAGGAGGGAAAUGAACGGCGUGACCAAGAGCCGGUUUGAGAUGUUCUCAAAUAAUGAUGAGGCUGUGAUCAAUAAAAAGCUCCCCAAAGAGCUGUUGCUUCGAAUAUUCUCCUUCCUGGAUGUGGUCACCCUAUGCCGUUGUGCUCAGGUCUCCAGGGCAUGGAACGUCCUGGCCCUGGAUGGUAGCAACUGGCAACGCAUUGACCUGUUUGAUUUCCAGAGGGACAUAGAGGGGCGUGUAGUAGAGAAUAUUUCUAAAAGAUGUGGGGGUUUCUUGCGAAAGCUGAGCUUGCGCGGAUGCCAAGGUGUAGGAGACAACGCAUUAAGGACAUUUGCACAGAACUGCAGAAAUAUUGAAGUGUUGAACCUAAAUGGCUGCACCAAGAUCACUGAUGCUACAUGUACAAGCCUUAGCAAGUUUUGCUCCAAACUCCGGCAUCUAGAUCUUGCUUCCUGCACUUCAAUAACCAACCUGUCCCUUAAAGCACUGAGUGAGGGGUGCCCUCUACUGGAGCAACUCAACAUUUCCUGGUGUGACCAAGUGACAAAAGAUGGCAUCCAGGCUUUGGUGAGAGGCUGCGGUGGACUCAAAGCCCUGUUUCUUAAAGGCUGCACACAGCUGGAAGAUGAAGCCCUCAAAUACAUUGGAGCACAUUGUCCUGAACUGGUGACUUUGAACCUACAGACCUGCUUGCAAAUUACAGAUGAUGGCCUCAUUACAAUAUGCAGGGGGUGCCACAAGCUGCAAUCUCUGUGUGCUUCUGGGUGCUCCAACAUCACCGACGCCAUCUUGAAUGCUUUAGGGCAAAACUGUCCAAGGCUUAGAAUAUUGGAAGUGGCUCGAUGUUCUCAACUUACAGAUGUGGGCUUUACCACUUUGGCUCGGAAUUGUCAUGAGCUCGAAAAAAUGGAUCUGGAAGAAUGCGUUCAGAUAACAGACAGCACAUUAAUCCAACUCUCUAUACACUGUCCACGGCUCCAGGUUUUGAGUUUAUCACACUGUGAGCUGAUCACUGAUGAUGGCAUUCGCCACCUUGGCAAUGGCGCUUGUGCUCAUGACCGCCUGGAAGUGAUAGAGCUGGACAACUGCCCUCUGAUCACAGAUGCCUCCUUGGAACAUCUCAAGAGUUGCCACAGCCUGGAGAGGAUAGAAUUGUAUGACUGUCAACAGAUCUCACGGGCAGGAAUCAAGAGACUCAGGACUCACUUACCCAAUAUUAAAGUCCACGCCUACUUCGCGCCUGUGACCCCACCGCCAUCUGUGGGGGGCAGCAGACAACGCUUCUGCAGAUGUUGCAUCAUCCUAUGACAUGGGAGCCAAUUUACUCUGCGCAAACAGAUUAACUGAGUAUUUAAAUUGCCCUUCUAGAAGUAACAGUGGACACCAGUCUCUCCAUGAGAAAAUGAUGUCGGUGGUCCUUUGCCAGGGCUGCCAGAAAAGAAAGCAAAGCAGGGGGGCAGGGGGACUGGUUGCAGAACUAGGUCCUCCCUUUUGCCCUAUAGUUUCACACUCAAGUACACACACCAUAGUGUGUGUAUACACACAUGCAAUCUCUCUCUUUUUCUCUCUCUCUCUCUCACAUACACAAAUACUUAUACAAACUCACAUGCGCACAUAUACACACCUACCUACGUAUGCCAGCCAAUGGAAGGACCCUGGAGCUGAGGAGCUGGAUUAGUGGGAUCCUUCUUUUUUUCAUUUAGGUGGAUUGAUAUGAACCAUUCCUACUGGGUACGCUCAGAAAAAUCAUGGGGAGGUGGGGGGGAGAGAAGAUGGGGAGGGAAGGGAUUGUCAUGCAGAUUUGAAGAACAAUGCUGCUGCUGCUGCUUGGCGGGGUGGGGCGUAUGGGGGAAGAUUCUUUUGAUACUGGAAACAGCAAGAUGUGCAAACUUCACCCACAAGUGUGAGGAUGGGAGUGGUAAUUGAGGGAAGGGAACAAUAACAAUAAACUAUGAAUCUUGCAUCCACUGUCCAGAGGAGUAGAAGAAACAGUAAACAAAAACAAGGUAACCCCAUGAUUAUAUUUUUUAAUUUUUUGAAAAAAAAUCAUCCUUGUGUAAGGGAAUGUUUGAAACAGCAGCCAUCGUGAGACGUCGAUUACUGCGCUUCUGUACUUCCUUGUUUUCUGUGCUGGCACAAACACUGAGCAUGCUCAUGUCGAAGGUUCAGCGGUUUCUCUUCCGUGUUUUGUAGCAUUUGGCUCAGAGGCUUCCUAGAUCGUUGUGAUGAUAAAGCUAGAAAUCUGUAAUGUCA